This is a messenger RNA of Scleropages formosus (Asian bonytongue), 2332 nucleotides long. RefSeq names its product erythropoietin receptor-like. Gene Ontology annotation, molecular function: protein binding; cytokine receptor activity. Gene Ontology annotation, cellular component: membrane; external side of plasma membrane. Gene Ontology annotation, biological process: cytokine-mediated signaling pathway. Bases 320 to 2143 code for a protein of 607 amino acids. NCBI's taxonomy places the organism in Eukaryota, Metazoa, Chordata, Actinopteri, Osteoglossiformes, Osteoglossidae. The record is from RefSeq and is a predicted model, not a curated record. The transcript is spliced from 8 exons.
UGUCGCGCACUGAUAACGGACCGUUCGUUCACAGAAUAGGGACGCGAGACCGCCUCGUGACUGUUUGAAAAACGAGACUUAGCCCACGCACACAUUGUCAGAACAGCGUUCUGUAAACGUCAUUAUGUAAUUAAAUUCACACCUCAAUAAAUUUGUGUAUUAACAUUUGCUAUUUCGAGCUUCACUAGUAGUAGUCAAUAUAAUUCCGUCAAAUUUUACGUUAACGUGUGUAAGCCGUCACUGUGAAUGUGAAGUUUUAUUAUCCAGAAUUCCCGCCGCUUGUUUUACCGAUGCGACUCCUGACGAGAAAAGUUAAUGAAUGAAUCCCCGCAGCCCCCCCCCCACUGGGUCUGUGAGCGUGGAGUGUGGUAAACUGCAGUACUCCUCCCAUAACUGGCGGGGAACACAGCAGAGAGCCGUUAUGUGUGUGUGUGUGUGUGUGUGUGAGAGAGAGAGAGAGAGAGAGACAUAUCUCCCGCGACGCAGAGCCCUGUGUGGGGGGUGUGGCGGCAGCAGAGCGCUGGACAGCGGGGGACGGUGUGUGUGUUUCAGCGGCACGAUGAGCCCAGUGAGAGCGCUGCGGCGGUGUGUGUUCCUGCUGCUCGUCUGCGUGCGGAGUGUGUGCGCGCUGGACAGUAAAGCAUCCCUGUUAGUUGCUGUUGAGCCCGAGGACCCAAAAUGCUUUGCCGAAGGGAUGCGAGACCUUACUUGUUUCUGGGAGGAGGAAGGCAGCCGAAGUCCAGACGACUACGCUUUCACGUACAUGUACCAAGAAACAAAUGAGGAGAGCAGCAAAUGUGCUCUGACAGCCCAGUCAGUAGGGGGCAGUAAAACACGGUACAUCUGCCGACUCCCUAGCGUUCAGCACUUUGUGCCUCUGGACGUCAGUGUUUUUCAGGACGGACGCCUUAUCUACAACCGCAACCUGUUGAUUGACCAUGUCUUCCUGUUAGAUCCACCAGCCAACGUGACGGUGACCCAGACGGGGGAACAGGAGCAGCUGAGGGUAUGCUGGCUGCCUCCUGCUCUCAUGGACAUGGAGAACAGUAUGAUGUAUGAAGUGGAGUACGCCCCCACCGGCAGCCACAUGGGCAAGCGGGAAAGCGUCCGUGCCAGGUCUGAGAUCAUCCUGCACAGCUUGCAGCCUGACACACGGUACAACAUCCGGGUGCGAGCCAAGCCUGAUGGCCUUUCCUACAGUGGGUACUGGACUGCUUGGGCACCCUGGGUCUCCAUGACGACACCCCCUGCUGAAAUGGAUCUCCUUAUCCUUGCCUUGUGUGUCGUCAUCUCCCUCAUCUUGAUCCUGCUCUCGCUCACCCUGCUCCUGUCUUACCGCAGGUUUCUGCUGAAGAAGGUGUGGCCUGUCAUCCCGAGUCCUGAAAACAAGUUUGACGGACUCUUCAGUGUGUAUGGAGGCAAUUUUCAUGAGUGGCUGGGCGUUGGAAAUAGAGGCUUUUGGUGGAGUCCUACCUUCCUGUUGGUGGAGGAGAGUCCAUCUCCGCUGGAGGUGCUCUCUGAAGCAGGUUUCACGGCCCCAGUUCCUGUCCAUCCCAUGCCCUUCAAGGCCUUGGGACUGAGCAAGAAGGAAGUGGAAGAGGAUGAAAGAACAGGAGGGCAAGACUCUGUGUUGAUGGGGAGACGAAAAGGGAAGGCACACCCGCACUGGGUACUUGAACAACUGCAGUCCCUGGACCAACCAUCUGUGCCCUGCUGCGAGCUGCACACACUGGAGCCCAGUGACACUUACGUGUCCCUGAACUACAGGUCCCAGCAAGAUAGUGGUGCUAUGAGUCCGUUAGCUGACAUAUCAGAGGAAUCGUUGCCACUGCAGGUCCUCUUUGAAAGUCCAGGAACCCCCACCUCCUUCUCCGAUUUGGAGUCUGUGACAUAUAGCUCAGGGUCGGGAGAAAUAUCCUCCCAGUCUAGUCUGGAGUACCCCUAUGGAGCCUGGCCACUAAAGGGACCAAGCUACAUCUCCAUGACAGUAACCGAUUCAGGGAUCUCCACGGACUACAGUCACAUGAGUUGGGGCACCACUGGGUUAGGGGACUUGGCCAUGGCCUACACCAAUGAGUACAAAAACAAGGUCCCUGCUCCCAGGUUGCCCCCCCAUGGGCACACUGUUUAUUCUUACUAUUGAAAGUUUGAGAUCUCUGUAAAAAGUGGAUUCGGUGCAAACUUGGGCUCUCGAGAGGAGUAUCAGUAGACUGUCGGAACAAAAAGCAAAAACUUUUCUGGUGGGAAUGCUCUGUAUUACAGUAUCUGUAUGAAGGGGACUUCAAGUUUCAAGUUUAAGUUUAUUGUCGUAGAUGCAAGUACCAUGUACAUG